Pseudoliparis swirei is the source of this 5478-nucleotide messenger RNA. RefSeq names its product discs, large (Drosophila) homolog-associated protein 4a (gene dlgap4a). The coding region runs from base 1 to 3285 and encodes 1094 amino acids. The record is from RefSeq and is a predicted model, not a curated record. Gene Ontology annotation, biological process: signaling. The transcript has 10 exons. Lineage: Eukaryota; Metazoa; Chordata; Actinopteri; Perciformes; Liparidae. Gene Ontology annotation, cellular component: postsynaptic specialization; glutamatergic synapse. Gene Ontology annotation, molecular function: molecular adaptor activity.
AUGAAAGGGUUAGGAACCAACCGCAGUCGGCACAUGUCUGACUCGUGCGAGCCGGCGGGAUGCCACCAGAAGCCGCUCUGUGCGAUGAACUCUGACCCCCACGGCUCCUUUCUGUUGAGCCCCGCCAUAAACCACUAUGGCACCCUGGACCCACAUCUCCACCUGUGCCCUGCCAGCAGCCCCACCAGCCUGACCCCUGACUGCCUGCUGCCUUUCAGCCAGAUGUCCAACAGCAGCACCUUCCCUCGUCUUCACUUCAACUCCCAGACUGAGCAGGUCGACUGCUCCCAGGCCUGCAUGGCUGGCGGCGGCCUGGGGCAGGGCGGCCGAGCAGGGCCACUGUCCUCCUCUUUGUCCAUGGGCAUGGGCUUAGGCCUGGGCCUAACCGGGGCUCCGAUGAUCACCAGUGGAUCCGCCACCAUCUCCUCGGCGUCGGCAGCCAGGAUGAAUCGGUUACCCUCCAACCUGUUGGAUCAGCUCGAGAGGCACCUGCCCCUGCAGCGCGACGGCUUCAGCACGCUGCAGUUUCAUCGGGGGCGCAUGUCGAAGCAACGCAGCGAGAGCCCGGGACGCAUACGCCACCUGAUGCACUCUGUGCAGAAGCUGUUCGCCAAGUCCCAGUCCCUGGAGAACUCUGCGAUCAAAGGCGGCGCCACGGGCACCGGGGAGGACGGUGGCCGACCGACGCGCAGGAGCAAGAGCAAAGACGGGGCUAAAACCGAGGGGCCGAAGCAGAGACCUAGGCCCAGUGCGCUCGGCCUCUGGAGCUCAGACGAUGCCCUGGACACUGACACAACCCAAGCGGGCACUAUCGCUGUGGGUUACCGCAACCCUCUGACCAUGAUGUCCCUCGGCAGAGCGGUGUCAGACAGCCAGGCCGCUCACAGGCACAUCCCACAGGGCUACAACACCAUUUCUGCACAUACUCUCAAGACCUCGAAAAGCAGCAGUGACCUCAAGUUUCUGGCGUGCCAGGCGACGCAGGUCGUAUCCAAGGACGGGGAGGGAAGAUUCAGGGGAAGCAAGGAUGAUAUACUGGUGAAGAGGGGCUCCUGGUCCACUCUCACCCUCAGCCAGGCCAGGCAAGUGUUGCAGAAGGGCUCCGCGACAGUUAAUAAGAGCCUGCUUAAGUCUAAGUCGUGCCACCAAGACCUGGCACAACGGUUCCUUCAGGUAGGAGGACCAGUCCCACUGGGGGACUGGUCGGGAACUCUGGGUCGCGGCCGGGGCAGAGGAACUGAGAUCCCCUGUCGAAGGAUGCGCAGCGGCAGCUAUGUUAAAGCCAUGGGAGACUUGGAGGACAGCGAGGACUCAGAGGGAAGCCCCAAACCUUCCCCCAAAGCCACCGCCCGACGCCAGAGCUACCUGAGGGCCACACAGCACUCCCUGAGUGAGCAGCAGCCACCUCCACCUCAACACAACUCCCUGCCGUCCUUGAAGGAGCUGUCGACUAAUCGGAGCCUGGAUAACUUAGAUUGCCUGGUGAGCCCGCUGGAGGCCCCUCCACGCUUCCGGAACAAUGAUUUCAGCCAAUGCUCCGGCACACUGAGCAGAGGCUCGGCCGCUCAGCGUGUGAGUCUGCACACGUUCUUUCAGGUAUACGGGCACGGCUGCGGCCACUCGAUGCCGUACUGUGAGGGGGGAUCGCAGGCAGUGCAGGCUCUGGAUCUGCCCGCGCCCGCGUGCUUCCGGUCGCGCAGCCACAGCUACCUGCGUGCCAUCCAGGCGGGAUGCUCCCAGGACGAAGACACGGCCUCGGUGGACUCGGACUCACCGCCACCCACCACUAAAGGCUACAGUUACAGCUCCAACACCAUCGGCAAUAGGAAGGCUCCUCCCCCGGUCCCGCCCCGCACCGCGUCCAAGCCUCUCAUCUCGGUGACGGUGCAGAGCAGCACCGAGUCGGCCCAGGACGUGGACGUCGACCAGCAGGACCGCGGCAGCGAGGCCAACAGCCAGUCGGGACGCAGCAACUCCUCCGACAGUCUCUGUAGCAUCCUCACGUGCAGCCUGGCCCAGAGGACCCGGCCGCUACCAGUUCCACUUCCUGUUCCUGUUCUUGUCCCUGUGCGUGUCCCCAUCCCCGCCGCAACCCCCGUACAUCCUGUUCCAGCCCCCCGUGACCUCCCUCCCACUAUCACCACCGCCACCACCACCACCCCUGUCGCCACGACUUCCACAUCCACCCAGUCCCAAAAUGACACCCUGAGCAUCGGGUUCACCCUCGAGCAGGCGCCGACCGCAACCAAGAGGAAACUGUCCUCGAUCGGAAUUCAGGUGGAUUGCGUUCUGCCAGUCUUAAGAGAGGAGCCACUUCCCCUCCCUGCACCCCUCACGUUUCAGUCAAUUGGAGUUCAAGUGGAGAACGGCAGGCCACUCAGCCGGGAAAGCAGCAUGGCCUCCAGACAGAACACCGAGACGGAGCCCCAGGAGCCCCAGGAGCCCCAGGACGCCGCACCCACAGAAAACAACACGGCCGACUGCGCCAACAGUCAAACAGUGAAUGCCCCCGCGCCCAACGGACAGGACAAAGCCAUGGGACAGCAGCCCCUCAAACACACCUCAGUCCCCUCCAGGGUAUCCAGCCCGCCCCCGGUGACUCUGGACCCGGCGUUGGACCCCUCCUCGCUGCCACCGCCGGAUCCCAGCCUGGAGACGGGAAGCUGCGGCGCCCAGGGAGACGCCGUUCGGCCCUGCACGCCGGCUUGCCUCCGAGACGGCAACUGGUUCCAGAAGCUGCUGCAGGCGGAGACGGGGCGCAUGGAGGGCUGGUGUCAGCAGAUGGAGCAGGAGACCAAAGAAAACAAGCUGUCGGAGGAGGUGUUGGGCACGAUCCGCAGUGCAGUGGGCAGUGCUCAGCUCCUCAUGACAAAGAAGUUUGAGCAGUUCAGAGGGCUCUGUAAAGAGAACUUGGACGUCAAUUCCAAACCUCGACCAACGGCACAGGACCUUGCAGGAUUCUGGGAUCUGCUCCAACUCUCAAUAGAAGACAUCAGCAUGAAGUUCGACGAGCUCUACCAGCUGAAAGCCAACAACUGGCAACUGCCUGAGAAAUUAGAGAAGAAGGAUGAAAACAAGCCGCUUCCGUCAUCUGUGCCAAAGAAGCAGACCAAGCUGUCAGCGGGGAAGGACCGGAGCGUGGACUCGGCCGUGGACAAGCAGCGGCAAGAAGCCCGGAAGCGUCUGCUGGCGGCGAAGCGGGCGGCGUCCGUGCGGCAGAACUCUGCCACCGAAAGCGCCGACAGCAUCGAGAUCUACGUGCCCGAGGCCCAGACCCGCCUCUGAUGAGAGUGAACCAGCGAGACGACUCCGGACUCCAUUCAGACAUUCAUGACACACACACACACACACACACGCGCAGACGGAUCUGAGACGAAUAACGCAUAACGCUCAGAGGCCGCGUCACGGAAUAACGCCGAGCAGCGCGGCUGCAACGGGGGCAGAGAUAUCCUUGACAUUUGUUUAAUACUAUUGUUAUUAUUGACAUUAGAAUACUUAUCUCCUAAAGUAUAUCAGGACUGUCUUAAGCGUGCAAGUAUCUCGGAUAAGGACACUCCUGUACCUUGUGAGCUGAAGAAUCUUGGCAUCCCAGAAGUUUACUCCCCUCACUGCUGAUUCUACCGGCAAGUUGUGGCUGCCUGGUUUUACGAGCCGAGCGACCAUCUCCACACACACACUCAGGACACACACACACGCAGGGGUACUCGCCGUCCACAGAGUCUUCCUGUUCUCUUAUUUGUAUUGGGCUGCCACUUCGUCGAGUGCGGUGUGCGCGCGCGCUUCGCCGCGUACAAACUCUUUUAAGAUGGUGUCGAUGUACUCGGGAGGGUUAAAACGUGCGGAGAACCAGAAGAAGGCAGUAGCAUAUAUAUUCUAAAUAUCACACUAUUGCGAUGUUGAUUUUGUAAAUGUUGUAUACCAGAUUAUUUGUUAGAAAGAGGUCAGUGUUCAGUACCAAGGUAGUUUUUUUUAUAGAUCGAGUACAUGUACUGUCAUGAUAUAUUAGCACUUGAUGCAAUCAUUCACUCCACCUCUUUUCUCUUCCUCCACGCACACUCCACAGUCUGUGUCUGUGGAUCCCCAUUGUUAAAGUCUUACACCUUUUUCUUUCUUUUCGUGUGUGUGACGGGAUGUGAGGAUCGACUGCCCUGCCAGUGAGCUACGGAGGAAUGUAUGCAUUUACAGCUCAUGUCGAUUUGAACACUGCACUUUCCAUUCACCUCCAGAUCAAGUCGGCUCACCUUCGUUUGCCUGAUCAUUCUGACUUUCACGGCAUCCUCGAGCGAUGUAGGGGACCAAGACAUUCACCACUUGAAAUGGCAUUCCCAAUCAACCAGACUGCGUGUGUGACGGGGUGGGGGGGGGGUUUACACGGCCACUUGAAAGGAAAUGGAUUAGCAUAGCAAUAAUUUUAAAAAAUCGUAUUAGAGCGUUCUUAAAUUAUUUAAUUCAACCUUUCCAAUAAGACUUUCUUAGUAUGAUGAUGAAGAAGAAUGAAUGUUUAGUUGUUUUUAAUGUUAAUUAAUUUAAUUUAACUGCCCUUGAAAUGAUUACAAUCUCAGGUUGAACACACUCAACAGUUUAAAAAAAAAAAAAAACCUAUGGAAGGAUUAUUUAUUAAAUAACCACAAUUAAAUGUUUGACUGCUUUAGAGCCUUUUUGUCAAAUAUUAUAAAUCCAGACCAACUUGGUGCUCUCCUGUAAGGAAAAGCAUGUGCAGUGCAGGCUCAAUAAGAUGGCUACAGCCGUCCAGCUUUAACUCCCCACCCAUGUUUGUUGAGAAUGAACUGUGGUUAAAAAAAAAAUAUUAUUUAAAUUUGACUGUCAUUUGACACGUUUUUUGUUUUCUCCAUUCGAAGCGAUGUCAACCUAAACAUGUCAAUUAUUAUUGUUAUGAGUAAUGGUGCUGCGAGGGGCUUCAUGUUGUGCCAAGGCGGCAAAGAUCAACAUUUCAGUGUCAUUUGAUAAAGCUUCUAUUUAAAGUUAUUAUUUUUAAUGAUUCUGCUUGUGAGUUCUUUUACUCGUCUGUAUGUGCAUUCUCAGCCAUGUUUUUUUGCGUUAGUAUCAGCUCACUCUACAUACGCUAUGCCUUUGUCGGUUUUCUCAACUCAUGACUUCUUGAGUACAGGAUUGGAAUAUUUUCCAUGUUUUGGUUUUCUCAAAUGGAAAACCAGUGCCAACGGGUUCAUGAGAGGAACUGGGCAUCACAUGCUCGUGCACAAAUGUAGAUUGUGACUCACUAGUUGUUGUUUUUUAAUUUAAGAGCUGGCUCUCCCCCUACUGGUCAGUCCUUGUGUGACACUCCAGAUAUCUUGUUCCGCUCCAUUUAAAAUCUUUUAGUUCACAUAACACAAGAAAUGACAUUGAACUGGGAAUGCCGACACAACACCAAGUUGUUUAUUUUCUUAUGUUCUUGUUUGUAUGACAUCAAUGGACAUUUCAUUGUCCAAAGAAACCAUUAAACAUCCCUUUGCUACA